Messenger RNA from Salvia splendens (bonfire salvia), 1817 nucleotides. RefSeq lists its product as uncharacterized. The record is from RefSeq and is a predicted model, not a curated record. Lineage: Eukaryota; Viridiplantae; Streptophyta; Magnoliopsida; Lamiales; Lamiaceae. The transcript has 3 exons. Bases 336 to 1136 code for a protein of 266 amino acids.
UCAUUCCUCACGCAGCUCUAUCAUAUUCUAUCCAAGCUCAACUACUCCAACUUGGUGAGUGCUACUCUUUUCCGAGUACAUAGGAAUGGGUUUCCAAUUGCAUUUUAUGCUUAUGGCUUCAUUUUUUCAGUAUUUUGAGGGAUCGAUUUUUAAUUUUAUGUUCAACAAAGGUUAGCAUUUAGAGCUUCUGGGUUUAUUUACACGCACGAAAAACCCCAACAUUAGACUUGUCCGAUGUUUAAUUGGUCGCCAAUUAUGAUUCGUUUUGUCCCCCUAUUCAACGAAGUUUGGCAUUUGACUAGAUCGUAUGUGUUUGCAAUUACAAUCGAUUCUUUAUGAUUUGUUUAUGCAUUUGUGAUAACAAUGAUUUAUUUUGUAAAGUUCUUCCUUCAUAUAGCUUGAAUUGUUGUGUUGUUUUAUCGAUUGAACUCGUUAUAUAUGGUAGUGCAAUGUCCGACUCUAAGCGUCCGAAGACCACCGGGGAUGAUAACCAGGGUGAUGCAAGGGUGAAUGCAUAUCUUAACCGAUACCGAAAGGCUAAGGGCGACCGAACUCGUAGAAGUUGGACUGAUCGGGAAGAGGAAAUCCUCGUGACUGCAAUGAGGGACCUGUCAGCAAGUGGCUGGAAGACCGAUAAUGGAUUCCGGUCUGGAUUUACUGGAAGGCUCCAUGAUGCUAUUAAGCAAAGGUUUCCAAACACUGACAUCAAGAUCUGCCCUCAUAUCAAUUCCAAAAUCAGUGCUUGGAAGAAAACGUACUCUUCAUUGGUUGGUAUUCUUGCCCGGAGUGGCGUUGGAUUCAACACAAACAAUGACUGCAAGAUAGACUGUGAUGACGAUCAAUGGGAGCAGAUCGUGAAGUGUGACCCGAAUGCGAAGUUCAUGAGGGGCAAGAGUUGGCCAUACUUGGAGCAUUGGCAAAUCAUUUUCGGUAAGGAUAGAGCUACUGGCGCAUUCACUGAGGACUUGAUGGAGGCUGUGAACAGUCUCUACACUCAGGGCAGCUUGCAUUCCCCAGGUGGAUCUUAUGGUCAGUCCAUCAGCCUAGCUGAUGACAUAUCUCAUGUGCCUUCGCUUGGAACUGUGCCUCCAGAUGGAACCGUGCCUCCGGCUGGAACCCCCCUAUGGAAGGUGUAGCUGAUAGCACUGGGCAGAGUACUGGUCACAAAGGCACGUCAGAUGGUGGUGCGAAGAAACGGAAGAGUGACAAGAAUGACACAAGCGUAGACGGACUGAUUGAGAUGCUCGGGAAGAUGAAUCACGACACCAAUGCCCGGCUGGAUUGUCUUUCCAAACGGAUAGGCUAUGAGUUCGAUUUGAGUAAGGCACGGAAGGAUGUAUAUGUGGAACUGGGCCGCAUACCUGGGCUGUCGCGGGUACAGAAGUUUAAUGUCGGGGAAAUCAUCCUUGAGAAGGUAGAGCGCCUUGACUUCUUCCUUGGAAUGCCGGAUGAGGACCGUCUAGCUUAUGUUGUGCAUGCGCUCGCCAAGUAUGGGUAGUGAAGUGUCCGGGCAACAAAUAUUUUUGAGGGAUAUGCCAAUACAUGAUUCCCUUCUUUUGACUGAUUAACUAUUUGGAGCAUAUGUUGGUCAUUUAUCAUAGUUGCUUGUGAAGCAAACUUAAAACCUUGAACUGCCUUCUUUUGACAUCCUAACUAUUUGGACCAUAUGUUGGGCAUUAGUGUAGGUAAGCAAUGGAUGUAUUUUGGUAUUGGUAAUCCCUACUUCAUGCGCCAUAUUAUGAAUAUUAAGCUGUAAUUGUUGACACUAGUGUAUCAGGUUGCUAAAUUAUGAUGCUGCUGAAGCAAUCAUUUGUUUA